CGCGGUCCGACUUCGAUCAAACAACUAUUCAACUGUUACGAAAAUGGCGGAUGACGCGAAGUGCUAACGUGCUAAUUCCCCGACUCCUCGAACUCCGACCUCCGUAAAGCCUGGAGUUUUUAGCUCCGGGCGAGCAAGGAGAUCGGCCGUAGGCAUCGCGUCGUCUCGUUGCGUCGGGUCGACUUGUAGCCGGAGGCGGGAGCCAGGGAGCGAGUCGAGGACCGACAAAGAGGAGGGACAAAGACGGAGAGACGACGAGGAUUAUGAGGUGAAAAUUUUCAUCGGCUAAGGGCGGCGGCACCGAAUCUGAAUCUGGAAGUUCAGGUGGGUAGGCAUGUGGAUAGAAUAUUAUCGGUAAACCCUCGGCAAGAAGAGGAUCGGGGACCACCUUAUCUUCCUUGGACCUUGGAGGAGGCGGGGGGGGAACGCGACAACAAACGGAGCCCACGUCCGCAGGGAGAGGAGAUCGUGGAACGUCGUCUCGCCCGUACAUAUGGGUACGAAAGGCAUCAUCGACGGAUCACCACCACGAACGUUUUCUCGUCCCGUCGAACGGCCCUGCCUGCCUGCCUGCCUGCCUGCCUGCCUGCUCGGGAGCGAGGCAACGAGCGUAAAACCGAAGGGAACGGGCUGAAAAAUUCUCGCAAGGCUUUAGUGCUGUGAAGAUGUGCGGGACGAUGUGGAAGACGGUGUUCCUCGUUGCCGCGGUUUUUUCCAAAUCACUAUUAUCAGUUCUCGCCAACCCCGAACCCUCCGACGAACAUUUUUGGAACAUACCGAAAAUUCGAGAAGACGACAAGUGCUACGACGACUCCGGAAAACCCCAGAGAUGCAUUCCUUCGUUUUUGAACGCUGCUUUCGACGUGCCCAUGGAGGCGACCAACACCUGCGGGGAGGGUGGCAUCCCGAUAGAAUACUGCAAGCAGACCGGCGUUCAACAAAAGUCUUGCGAUUAUUGCCGAGAGGGUGAUCAUCCCGCGUCAUUUUUGACGGAUCACGAUAACAACGACAACGCUACUUGGUGGCAGUCCGAAACUAUGUACGAAAGUAUUCAGUAUCCGAAUCAGGUCAAUCUGACGCUUCACCUCGGCAAGACCUACGACAUCACCUACGUUCGGGUACUUUUCGAUUCGCCGCGACCGGAAAGUUGGGGUAUAUACAAGCGGAAGAACGAGCACUCGCCGUGGCAGCCUUACCAGUUUUACUCGGCCACGUGCCGCGACACUUACGGACUGCCGGAUUUCAAGGAGACCGUGCGCGGCGACGACACCAGGGUUCUAUGCACCUCCGAAUACUCCGACAUAUCGCCGCUCACCAAGGGAAACGUCGCCUUCUCCACCCUCGAGGGAAGACCCUCCGCCUUCUUCUUCGAAGCUAAUCCCGAACUCCAGGAAUGGGUGCAAGCCACGGACUUGAGGAUCACCUUGGACCGUCUGAACACCUUCGGCGACGAUCUCUUCGGUGACGAUCAAGUGCUGAAAUCCUACUAUUACGCCAUAGCCGACGUAGCGGUGGGCGCUCGUUGCACCUGCAACGGACACGCCGGAGAGUGCGUACCGAGCACAGGAGUCGACGGAUCGAAUCGUCGCGUCUGCAGAUGCGAACACAACACCGCCGGACCGGACUGCAACGAGUGUCUGCCGUUUUACAACGACGCUCCUUGGGGACGAGCCACGACGACGAACGCCAACGAAUGCAAACCGUGCAACUGCAACGGAUAUUCGGACAAAUGUUACUUCGACAACGAGUUGUACAAGGCUACGGGACACGGGGGUCACUGUCAGGACUGCGCGGCUUACCGUGCCGGCGCCAAUUGCGAGAGGUGUCGUGAAAAUUUUUACGAAAGACCUCAGGACGGAUACUGCAUACCCUGCGAGUGCCACGAAAUCGGUUCGAGGAGCCUGCAGUGCAACAGCGAAGGGAAAUGCCAGUGCAAGCCCGGCGUUACCGGCGAGAAAUGCGACCGCUGCGCUGCCAAUUUUUACAACUUCGGACCGUUCGGAUGCACGUCGUGCGAGUGCAACGUGGCCGGUUCGGCCGGCAACGUCCCCAAUUGCGAUCCGAUCACCGGGGACUGUCAGUGCAAGGAGAACGUCGAGGGUAGACGCUGCCGAGAGUGUCGACCGGGAUUCUUCAAUCUCGCCUUCGGUAACGAGUUCGGGUGCACACCGUGCUUCUGCUACGGUCACUCGUCGGUGUGCGAGACCGAGUUGGGUUACUCCAAGGUCGUCGUGGAGAGCAUGUUCGCCAGGGGCACGGAACGCUGGACCGCCGAGGUCGCCGGCAACCACAUACCACUGAGUUACGAUUCCCUGACCCAAGCGAUAACCGUCAACGCACCGGAUCGUGACAACGUCUACUUCGUCGCUCCCGACAGAUUUUUGGGCGACCAACGCGCCUCGUACAACCAAGAUCUGUCCUUCAAAUUGAGACUCGGGGAGAGAGGUGCCGCCCCUACGGUUCGCGACGUCAUCCUGGAAGGACGAAACAGAGAGCAAAUCACGCAACCCAUAUUCGGACAAGCCAAUCCAUCACCUUCGACGGAGACGGCGGAGUUCAAGUUCAGGUUGCACGAGCACCCCGAUUACGGCUGGCAGCCGAGACUCUCCUCGAGAGAUUUCAUGUCCAUUCUGUCCAAUUUAACGGCUAUAAAAAUCCGCGGGACUUACACCCAUAAAGGGAGAGGGUAUCUGGACGACGUUAUGUUGGAAACGGCGCAUCGUGGAGCAGCCGGUGAGCCAGCUGACUGGGUAGAGCACUGCACGUGUCCCCAUGGCUACGUGGGUCAAUUUUGCGAAUCUUGCAGACCCGGUUUCCAUCACGAGCCCCCGAACGGCGGUCCUUUCGCCCAAUGUGUGCCUUGCAACUGUAACGGUCAUGCCGAAAUCUGCCAAGCCGAAACUGGCCAGUGCAUCUGUCAGCAUCACACCGCCGGAGAUAACUGUCAGCACUGUAAACGUGGAUAUUACGGAUGGCCGCUAAGGGGAACCCCGAAUGACUGCAAGCCCUGCCCUUGCCCGGACCAAGGUCAUUGCAUUCUCCUCGGAAACAAUCCUGACCCAAUCUGCACGGAAUGUCCCUUGGGGCGAACAGGUCCUAGGUGUGAAACUUGCUCCGAUGGAUUCUACGGUGACCCAGAAAACAACAGGCCUUGCAGGCCUUGCGAGUGCAAUAACAAUAUCGAUUUGAACGCGGUGCGAAACUGCAAUCCGUUGACGGGCGAGUGCUUGAAGUGCGUGAACAACACAGCUGGUGCCCACUGCGAAGAGUGUCUAGCAGGCUAUUACGGAGACGCAUUGUCUGACGUAAAGGAAGAUGGCUGUAAAUUAUGCCAGUGCUAUGGCCCCGGUACACAGGAACUCGAAGACGGUGGUAUACUCCCUUGCGAACAAUUGACCGGUCAUUGUAAAUGUAAGGCACAUGUAACCGGUCGAAAUUGUGACAGAUGUGAGGACGGCUACUACAACAUCUUUAGCGGAGAGGGCUGCGCUCCUUGUAAUUGUGAUCCGGAAGGGUCGCACAAUCGAACUUGCGACGCGGUUACGGGUCAGUGUCAAUGUAAAGUCGGUGUCACAUCACAGCGGUGCGACGCCUGCCUUCCUUUCCAGUAUGGCUUUGGCAGGGAAGGAUGCAAGCGCUGCGAAUGUGAUAACAUUGGUUCGCAAGACCUUCAGUGCGGGCCGGAUGGCCAAUGCCCGUGUCUGCAAAAUGUGGAAGGUCGUCGCUGCGACCGGUGCAAAGAAAACAAAUUCGACAGACAGCGUGGCUGCGUAGAAUGUCCCCCGUGUUAUAAUCUGGUCCAGGACGCCGUAAGAAUUCACCGAGAACGUUUGAACAAUCUGGAAGAGACUUUGAAGAAGAUCAACAGCGCUCCUCCCGUCAUAAAAAAUGCCGACUUUGAAAAAGAAAUGCAAAACGUACAACAACGUGUCAAAAAUCUUUUACAAAGUGCCAAGAAAAGCUCCGGCAGUGAGAAGAAAACUCUCGUCGAACAGCUGGACGACCUACGCGAUAAGUUGAAUGAAAUCGAAAGAUUAUCUCGGGAAGUAGAUUCAACGGCUUCGGAUGCCAAUAAGACGACCGACGAGGGCCGUUUGAGUAUCGAAGAAGCUGAAACUGUGCUUGACAACAUUCACGAUCAGUUAAACAGAGCGGAAGCAUAUCUGGCAACGGAGGGUCGCACUGCGUUGAACGAAGCUAGAAACCGUGCCGAACAAGUUGGUCAACAGAACCAGCAGAUGACCGAAAUCGCACAAGACGCUCGUGUCCUGGCUGACAUCAAUACAAAUGAGGCGAAAAAAAUUCAUCAACUUGCUGAGACUGCCCGCAACACCACGCUAAAGGCUUACAAUCUAGCUAAACAAGCCAUUUACAAAAACGCCAACAUAAGUGACGAAAUCCAAGCCCUGGAGAUCGAACUUAAUCAGCUCGAAGACAGAUUUAGAGAAGUUAAAGAACUUGCAGCCAUCGCAGCCAACAAGUCAGCCGCUGUUCUCCAGGAAGCUCUAGUGAUUUCGAUCGUUAAUCUGGACAUUCCAUCCAUUGAUAUCGCCGAACUUCAGGCUCAAGCCGAGGACAUAAGCAACGAGGGAUUGAGUAUAAAAGAACAGGCGCAAUUGCUGCUCGCUAACAACGACGAGUUACUCAAAGAAAUGAACGAUAAGAUUUUGAGCAGCGAGAAAUUGUUGGACCGAGCCAGAGAGCAGCAGGCAGCCACCGGCGAACUCCUUAUGGAAGCGGACGCGGCUAACGUGAAGGUCGACGAUGCCGUAAAACGAGGAGAUCACACGCUCAAAGAAGCCCAAGAGACGUACAAAAAACUGAGCGAAUUCGAUGCCGAAGUACAGCGUGAACGACUCCUCGCUCAAGAAUCUCUGAGGGAUAUCGACGUGAUUAGAACCUUGAUCGAAGAAGCUGUCGAGAAAACUAGAAUAGCAGACGUAACUUUGAACGGUGCAGAAGCGAACGCGGGCAGAGCCAGGGACAUCGCUAAGGAGGCGCAGGAAAAUUAUGCGGACAAAGCGAGUCAGAAUGCGAACAAAAUCAGGAUGGAAGCGAACCGGACGAAAUCCCAGGCAUUCGGUUUGGGUCAAGAAGCUGAAAACCUGCGAAUCAGAGUCGGGUACACGGAGAGUCUGAUCAAUCAACAAGAACUUCAGGCAACUAAGGACGCCGAAGUUACCAGUGAAGCAAAACAUAAGGUCGGGCAAUCGAAGACUACCGUAAGUGUAGCUUCUCAAAAAGUUGAUAAGGCGUUGGCCGAAGUAGCGGACAUCAUGAAGGAACUCGAGGCUUUGCCGGAAAUAAACGAGGCCGAUCUGGACCGUUUGGAGGAAAGACUCCGCCAAGCCGAAGAGGAAAUAAAAGCCGCUAAUCUGGAUCAGAGAAUCCGUUCUUUGACGGAGGCAAAGAACCAUCAAAUUCAAUGGGUAAAAAAUUACGACGAAGAAGUUCAAAGGCUCAGAGGGGAAGUAGAGAAUAUUGAAGCCAUUAAAUUAGCCCUUCCAGAGGACUGCUAUAAACGAGUGCGUCUCGAACCAUAAACUCCCCGGCCAAUACUUGACAGUAAGUACGUAAGUUUUACAUCUCGUUUAUUUAAAUAAAAUAAGAGCUGAUGAGUCGUACGCUAUGUAACUUAAUAUAUAUAACUAAGAUUAACAAUGUUUCUCGAGUGAAGACGGGGGGAGAUAAAAGUGAAUGCGUGUAACAUUCAAAAGAAAAUACCAAAAAUUAACGAGGAAAAAAAAAAGAAAUAAAAAUUUUAAGCGGCGUGCCUUGACGGAUGGAUGGUAAUUGAUUGCGAAUAAUCCGAUGUUAUUGUCGAAGUUAAAACUCGGCGCAAAUUGAUUCGAACGAAAACCAAGUUUAUUAAUUUUUUCGAAACUUCCUCUAAAGAAAAAGGUUAAAAAAAAACUUGCAGUGGGAGAGAGAAACAAAAAGUUUACUUUAAUUACGACUAGAUUUUAUUGUUUAACGGAUAAGUUAAAAUAUACUUCCUUUUGUAUUUCCUUGGAGUCAAGCUACAUUUUUUCCUUUUUCUUCUCAUAUUUUCUAUUUUUUUAUAUUAAUUAUAAAAAUCCUUGCAAUCAUGAUUCAUACCAAAGAUUUAACUAAUAGACCGUUCCACACGAUUUGAAAUUUUCAAUUAAUGAGUGCUUACAGAAAAUUCUCGGAGCUCUGCUUUUCCCGAAACAUUUAUCUUCUGGAAAAUUAAUUGUAGUUGGUGAUUUUCGAUUUCUUUCAAGCUAACCAAGUGAGCAAUCGAAUCAAUUAUUAGUCAUAUAAAAAUUUAAAAGCCGAAAUACAUACCUGUCCGUAGCAGGUAAUGCUUUAGGGAUUUGCAACGCCACUGCUACUUAGCUAUUCAUAUUACUUAAUGUUAAUUUAAGACUUUUGACUUAUGUAAAAUAAUAUAAACAACAAAAAACACAAAAAGCAUUUAUAUAAAGUGAAUAGUUUAGUACAAAAAUGUAGCACUUAAAAAAUAAAAAUAAGCAAUUAUAAAAGCG
Messenger RNA from Athalia rosae (coleseed sawfly), 6509 nucleotides. RefSeq names its product laminin subunit gamma-1 (gene LanB2). The transcript is spliced from 28 exons. Lineage: Eukaryota; Metazoa; Arthropoda; Insecta; Hymenoptera; Athaliidae. The record is from RefSeq and is a predicted model, not a curated record. The coding region runs from base 666 to 5543 and encodes 1625 amino acids.